Molecule: messenger RNA, 3224 nt
Organism: Cuscuta epithymum
Lineage: Eukaryota; Viridiplantae; Streptophyta; Magnoliopsida; Solanales; Convolvulaceae
Source: the annotation of a GenBank genome assembly
GUGCACGAUGCUCUAAACCCUUUCAACGGAGGAGUUUGGCCAAAUAAGCAACAAAAUCUCGCCUUCCUUCCUAGUUUCUUCACAUCUGCUUUCAUGGCUACUGGUUUGCGUGAGAAAAUCGUCACCUAUAUCCGCUCCGCGGAGCUCCGCCUCUUACGUUGCACUUUAGCGUUCGACCAAUCUUCUUCCUCUCCGGAGCCGCCCACUGGUUCUCUUUCUCAUCCUUCAUUCGCUCACUUUCGUGUCCUGCUCGACCAAGUUAUCGAGCUAAUUGAAUCCGGGCAGUACACCCAGGCGCUCUCUUCUCCAGCCGCGAAUUCUGUCUUCUCUUGCACUCGAUUCCAACCCCAAUUCACAUAUUCUACCGAGUCUGCACAGCAGUUCUACUCCGAGUUCGUACCCGGAUGUGUAACUUCAUUCCUCAACAAUGAUGAGGACGGAGACUCAGAUAGUUUGGACUUACAUAGCACGUUUAAGGCUCUUAUCGUCAUGUCCAUUGCGGUUGCAUCUCUCCUUGCAUUUGUCCAGUGCAACACUACUGGUCCAACUGAGAAGUUUCCGUUGAUGCCUUUAGUUGCAUUAACUUAUCGUGAAGGAGAGAGCAGUGAUAGUAGAGGAUGGCUGGAAUGGGAGAGAUGGGGAGAAAAUGAGUUAAUCUCAGUUGGUUCAGAUUUGGGUGCAAAGUUUUACAAUAUUCAGUAUAUAGUUCUUUCAAAGGUCCUGCUUUUGAGGAUAAAAGAUCUUUUGGCAGAAGGCAACUUUUCUUCCACAGUGAAAAGUGUCUCGUGGUGGUUAGCUCGGUUGCUUAUCUUUCAGCAGAAAUUGUUAGAUGAUCGUUGCUCUGCACUGUUUGAUCUACUACAAGUUUAUACUCUUGAAAGUUUGAAUCAGUUUGGAACCACAGAAAAGGCUAGAGACUAUUGGGUCUCUCAGAUCUCAAACGAUGAUGCUUCUACUAUUGUGUCAGCACUUCACUUAGAGGCAGGAAUCAUGGAACUCACUUAUGGGCGGAUUGAUUCUUCCAAACUGUAUUUUGAAUCAGCAGCAGCAUCAUCUGGACUUAGUUUUUCUUUGAGUGGGGCUAUGGGCUAUCGAACUGUACAUCAGGUUGAACCGAAGGCGCAAUUGGUUCUUGUUGGUAGCACAAAUGGAUGUGAGAAGGUUCCUCAACAAGGGCUUGAGUUGCAUAGUGAUUCAUCUAUUGCUAGUGAAGAUGUUCAACAUUCGCAAGCACAUGAAAGGUCUGAGGCAUCUGAUAUAUUAAUGGCACCAAGAUUCACAGAGGAUUUCAAGACUUCUGAGGUGAACUACAGUAUUGCUGCUACCCGAUUGAAAUCCGUGCAGCAAGCAGUAGUUUUAGCGCAAUGUCAUUUUAUACAGAGGAGUGCUAGAAAUGAUGAAUUACAAAGGUGGGAAAUGGCUCCAUAUAUAGAAGCAAUUGAUUCCCAACAGUCAUCACCCUUCAUGAUACGAUAUCUCUGUGACAUAUCACGUAUCCAUUGGGAGUCGACUCGUAGUCGCACAAAGCAGCGUUCAUUGCUGAUGAUGAAUAAACUGGUUCAAAGUAUAUACGAUCCUUCUCCAGUUGUUUCACAGAGGAUGCUAUUCUGCUUUGGAGCUAAAGUUCCUACACUACCUGCAUUACGCAAGGAGUAUGGUGAUCUGCUAGUAAGAUGUGGCUUGAUCGGGGAAGCUGUCAAAAUAUAUGAAGAUCUUGAGCUUUGGGAUAAUUUAAUUUAUUGUUACAGGCUUUUGGACAAGAAAGCAGCAUCUGUGGAACUCAUUAGGGCACGAUUAUCUGACAGGCAAUCUGACUCAAGGUUAUGGUGCUCAUUAGGUGAUGUUACAAAUGAUGAUGCAUGCUAUGAGAAAGCCCUAGAAGUUUCUGCGAACAAGUCUGCUCGAGCACUGCGCUCUCUUGCUCGUAGUGCAUACAAUAGGGGUGAUUAUGAGAGGUCGAAAGGCUUAUGGGAGUCUGCAAUGAGAAUGAACUCUAUGUAUCCAGAUGGAUGGUUUGCAUUAGGUGCUGCUGCAUUAAAGACUAGGGAUGUGGAUAAAGCACUUGAUGGAUUUACACGUGCUGUUCAGCUAGACCCUGAAAAUGGAGAGGCUUGGAAUAAUAUUGCUUGUUUGCACAUGGUCAAGAAGAGAAACAAGGAAGCAUUUAUUGCUUUUAAGGAAGCAUUGAAGUUCAAGCGAAACAGCUGGCAGAUGUGGGAAAAUUUUAGCCGUGUUGCAGCAGAUAUUGGCAAUAUCAACCAGGCAAUGGAAGCUGUACAAAUGGUGUUGGAUAUGACUAAGAAAAAAAGAACUGAUAUUGAUUUGCUAGAGAAAGUGAUGCAGGACCUUGAAAUGCGCGUUUCAACCACCCAUUCUGUAUCUGCAUCAAGAAAUGCUACAAGCAAUAACAUCACUGAUGUCAUCUGUGAUACAAACCAUGCUGAGAAGUUAGUAACAUCAGAAGCAGGGCUGUCAUUUGAACGAGAAACUGAGCACUUAAUUCAGCUGGUUGGCACAAUUUUGCGACAGAUGGCACAAAGUGGAAACAGUGCAGCAGCGGUGUGGGGGCUGAAUGCUAGGUGGCACAAACUCAAAGGAGAUCUCACAAUGUGUUCUGAGGCACUUCUGAAGCAAGUCAGAUCAUACCAGGGAUCAGAUUUAUGGAACGAUAAAGAUCGCUUUGGAAAGUUUGCAAAUGCUUCAUUGGAACUAUGCAGGGUGUAUAUUGAAAUUGCUUGCCGCAAUGCUAGUCGCAAAGAGUUGUUUGCAGCUGAGAUGCACUUGAAGAGCACUAUCAAGCAGGCUGCCAAGAAUUUUUCAGAAAUCAAAGAAUAUCAAGAUUUGUUGGCCUGCCUUGAUGAGGUGCAAAAGGCACUCCAAGCUUAGGACUUCUGCACUUGGCAGAUCUAACCCACUCUGCAUCUAUACAGUGAAAACUGUAAUCUCGAUUUUUUUAAAUUUAAAGCUUCUAUUAUAACUUUUUGGAGCUAAUUAUCAUUUUGUAGGACAUUCUCCACAUUUUUUUAACUUACGUUUUUGACAUUUUUGUGUACCGGUGUAUGUAGUCUAGAAAACAAUGUUACACUUACAUUUGUAAAUUGCAAGUUGUAACAUAUAAUAGAAUAUAGGAUUUGGCUGCCCAACGGCAGCAAUUUUUGUGUAAUACAUUACUAUAGCAGCUUAUAUUACCAAUGUUUUAUAUAUGCCUGAUUCAACUAUCCUAG